AUGCUCGAUGCUGCCAAAGAGAUAUCAAAAACACUUGGCGAGGAUUCAAUCAGCUUUGACGAGGAUGUGAUUGAACAUCAUGGGCGUUCAGACUGGUCUACAGCAAACACAGCGGAAAGGCCGGUCGCGGUGGUAUAUCCCAAAACCACAGACGAAGUCUCUGCCAUUGCGAAGAUCUGUGACAAGUAUGCGGUCCCCAUGGUGCCCUUUGGUGCCGGCUCUAGUGUCGAGGGAAACUUUUCAUCCCCAUAUUCCGGUAUAUGCAUCGAUUUCGUGCACAUGGAUAAGAUUGUGGCUUUUCAUCCGGAGGAUAUGGAUGUUGUUGUCCAGCCUGGAGUCAAUUGGAUGGACCUCAAUAAAGAGAUUGCACAUGCUGGCUUAUUUGUACCUCUUGACCCCUCACCUACAGCGAUGGUUGGCGGUAUGGUCUCCACGAACUGUAGCGGCACCAACGCCAUGAGAUAUGGAACCAUGAAAGACUGGGUUGUGAACUUGACAGUGGUCCUUGCCGAUGGUUCUGUUAUCAAGACUCGAAGACGCCCGAGGAAGACCUCGGCGGGUUACAACUUGACCACAUUCUUCGUGGGCGCUGAAGGAACCUUGGGAAUAAUCACAGAGGUCACUCUCAAACUUGCACCAAUACCUCAAGAUACCAGUGUGGCUGUAGUGUCGUUCCCCAGCAUUCGUGAUGCUGCUUCGGCGGCAUCGAGUAUCAUGCGUAGUGGCAUACAACUAGCAGCGGUUGAACUGAUGGAUGAUCUUCAAAUGCAAGUCCUCAACAAGCAUGGAAGCGCGGCAGUGCGAAAAAGAAAAUGGGAUGAGGACCCGACAUUAUUCUUAAAAUUCUCGGGCACGACGGACGCGAUCAAGAGCGACAUAAAGCGAGUCUCACAAAUCAUCAAGUCUCACAAUGCUGGGGAGUUUCACUUCGCCAAGACCAAGCAAGACGAGCUGGACCUAUGGGCUGGCAGGAAAGAAUCACUAUUCACAAUGGUCGCCACGAAGCCUGAAAACACCAUUCUAUGGACAACUGACGUUGCCGUCCCGCUAUCAAGGAUGGCAGAGCUCAUAGAUCUGUCCAAGGCAGAUGGUGCCAAGCUCGGUAUCUUCGCGAGUGUAGUCGGCCACGUCGGCGACGGGAACUUCCAUCUGGCAAUGUUCUACAACCCAGAUGAUGCAAAGCAAAAAGCCGCUGUUGCGAAAGUUGUACACGACAUGACUAAUAGAGCCUUGGAAAUGGAGGGAACUGUCUCUGGAGAGCAUGCGAUUGGUAUUGGCAAGAAGGACUGUCUAGUCGAUGAGCUUGGACACGAUGCGAUUGAUUUCAUGAGGACUUUGAAGAAGGCUGCUGAUCCGAAGUGGUUGUUGAACCCUGGAAAGAUCUUUAAUGUUCCCGGUAAAGACUAG
Messenger RNA from Ramularia collo-cygni, 1407 nucleotides. RefSeq names its product probable D-lactate dehydrogenase (cytochrome). Gene Ontology annotation, biological process: lactate catabolic process. Lineage: Eukaryota; Fungi; Ascomycota; Dothideomycetes; Mycosphaerellales; Mycosphaerellaceae. Gene Ontology annotation, cellular component: mitochondrion. The record is from RefSeq and is a predicted model, not a curated record. Gene Ontology annotation, molecular function: D-lactate dehydrogenase (NAD+) activity; FAD binding; D-lactate dehydrogenase (cytochrome) activity. Bases 1 to 1407 code for a protein of 468 amino acids. The transcript is spliced from 6 exons.